This is a messenger RNA of Clonostachys solani, 744 nucleotides long. The record is from the annotation of a GenBank genome assembly. Lineage: Eukaryota; Fungi; Ascomycota; Sordariomycetes; Hypocreales; Bionectriaceae.
AUGGAGAAUAGAGUCGUCGUGAUCACAGGUGGUGCAUCCGGUAUAGGCCUAGAGACAGCUAAAUUGCUCGCCUCAAAGGGUGCAAGAGUAUCACUCGCCGAUGUCCAAGAGGAAGCCUUGAACACAGUGAUCAAAGAGAUCCAGGGUUCCGGGGGCGAGGCUAUGGGCAAAGUCGUGGAUGUGCGCAACAGGAAUCAAGUUGAAGAUUGGAUUGCUACUACGGUCGCCGAGUAUGGGAAAAUCGACGGUGCAGCAAACCUUGCCGGUGUUAUUGGGAAAGGGAUCAAUGUGACCCCCCUCGAGGAUAUUGACGAUGAGGAUUGGGAUUUUGUCGUUGAUGUGAACCAAAAAGGGUUGCUCAAUUGUCUCCGUGCUCAAGUUCCACAUCUAAACGAGGGAGCGUCGAUAGUGAACGCUGCAAGCGUGGCUGGUAUUAUUGGUUUCCCCAAGAACGCGGCCUAUGUGGCAUCCAAGCAUGCUGUUGUUGGCUUAACGAAGUCAGCAGCGAAGGAACUGGGUCCUCGGAACAUCCGAUGCAAUUGUUUCUGUCCUGGGCCAAUCGAGACACCGAUGUUUCGACAAUCCGCAAGCAUCCGGGGCACCGAGAUGGAUCUCAGUCACAUCGCUCUGAGACGAAAAGGACACCCUAGAGAGGUGGCGACACUUAUCGAGUUUUUGUUGUCAGACGGCUCGUCCUUUAUGACCGGUACCGUGCAGCAUAUUGACGGUGGAUGGGUCUGUUAG